AGAGUUGUAAGCGAAGAGGUAGAGCGUGCUUUGGCCAAGUUGGGUCCUGCUAGAAUUGAAGGAAGGUCCUCUCCCAAAAGAAUAGAAGGCCCUGAUGGGACAAAUCUUCAGCUUCAAUUUAGAAGCAGGUUGUCUCUCCCACUCUUUACUGGUGGAAAAGUAGAAGGCGAGCAUGGGGCAGCUAUACAUGUUGUGCUGCUGGAUACCAACACUGGUUGUGUUGUCACUUCGGGACCUGAAUCAUGUGCAAAGCUGGAUGUUCUUGUGCUUGAGGGUGAUUUCAAUAAAGAGGAAGAUGAGGGUUGGACAGAAGAGGAGUUUGAAGGUCAUAUUGUCAAGGAGCGUGAAGGGAAAAGACCUCUCUUCACUGGUGACCUUCAGGUGACUCUUAAAGAAGGUGUUGGAACCAUAGGGGAGCUUAUCUUCACUGACAACUCCAGCUGGAUAAGAAGCAGGAAAUUCAGACUUGGGCUCAGGGUUGCCUCUGUUUUUUCUGAAGGUAUUCGUGUUAGGGAGGCGAAGACAGAAGCUUUUACUGUUAAGGAUCAUAGAGGGGAAUUGUACAAAAAACACUACCCUCCUGCUUUGAAGGAUGAUGCUUGGAGAUUAGAGAAGGUUGGCAAGGAUGGUGCAUUCCACAAGAAGUUAAAUGGAAGCGGAAUCUAUACAGUUGAAGAUUUUCUUCGGCUUCUUGUUAGGGAUCAACAGAGGUUGCGAAGUAUUCUUGGCAGUGGCAUGUCAAAUAAGAUGUGGGAAAGCCUUGUUGAGCAUGCAAAGACUUGUGUCUUAGGUGGAAAGCAUUAUAUAUAUUAUGUGAACGAUCCAAGAAAUGUCGGUGCAAUAUUCAAAAACAUAUACGAGUUCACUGGCUUGAUUGCUGAUGAUCAGUUCAUUUCAGCUGAAAAUCUCACGGACAACCAAAAGGCUGAGAUUUGCGACAUCAUGGGUGCCGGCGGCAGAAUGAGGGAGAAGGAGAGGGAGAAGCAGGAGCUGCUCAGUCGCGCUGGCGCCGGUGAGAUCUUCCAGCAUGCGCCGACGGACAUGCCGACAUUCACGCUGGCCCAGAUCAAGAAGGCAAUCCUGCCUCACUGCUUCCAGUGCUCGGUGAUCAAGUCCUUCUGCUAUGUGGUCUAUGACCUCGUCAUUAUCGCGUUCCUCAUGUACGCCGCGUUGGUCUGGUUCCCAGCACUCCUGAGCAUGCAACAGCUGAGCGCCUGUCCGCUCUACUUGGUCAUGCAGAGCUGCAUCAUGAACGGCAUCUGGGUGGUCGCCCACGAGUGCGGCCACUACGCCUUCUCCGACUACUUGCUGCUCGACAAUAUGGUCAGAAGGUUACAGAUGCCACAAGGCUUGCCUAACAAGGAUGGGUUCCCUGAAAAGGAAGGCUUCCCAACCAAAAGGUACAUGGUGGCUCAUGAAAUAGAUGCACUAGCUCAAUCAUCAGAUCUUGGUGAUGUAAUGAUGCUUGGCUAG
Triticum dicoccoides is the source of this 1473-nucleotide messenger RNA. RefSeq names its product calmodulin-binding protein 60 C-like. The annotation marks the transcript as partial. Gene Ontology annotation, molecular function: sequence-specific DNA binding; calmodulin binding; DNA-binding transcription factor activity. Lineage: Eukaryota; Viridiplantae; Streptophyta; Magnoliopsida; Poales; Poaceae. Gene Ontology annotation, biological process: regulation of salicylic acid biosynthetic process. The record is from RefSeq and is a predicted model, not a curated record. The transcript has 10 exons. Gene Ontology annotation, cellular component: nucleus.